CACAGCGCCUCCUCGGAACUUGUACGUUUCUCUCCCGGUGAAACGCGUCCGUCCGUAGCCUUCACUCUGCAGUUGCACGCUGCACUACAGUUGGGAACUUUUCAACACUGGUUGUACAUGAGGACCGAGGUCCAGGAGACAUACAAUCCGUCCAGAAAAGCAAUCAAUAAAAGGACUCUGAAGUGAAGUUGAUGUUUCAUUUGGGAGCAUUUCCCUCAACAUGAGGGUCCGGUACUGAUUUUUGGAUACUGAACACAAGUUGCCUGUUGCUGAAUAUCCGCUUCUCUCGGCGAACAGAACUGGGCGCAAUUACGCACGGAGAGCAGCAUGGCACCGAUUUUGGAUAGACGUGCUCCCGCUUUGCUCUUGGUUUGGAGCUACUGCGUCCUAGCCGAUACCGCUUUUACGAACUUUACUCUGGACAAUGAGUUCCACUCCAGUUUCAUCCACCGUCGACUGAAGAGCCAGGAGCGCAGAGAGAUGCAGCGGGAGAUCCUGUCGAUCUUGGGGCUGCCGCACCGGCCGCGACCCCACCUCCACGGAAAGCACAACGCUGCCCCGAUGUUUAUGUUGGACUUGUACAAUGCCAUGUCCACGGAGGGGGACGAGGACAGAUACUCCUACCCCUACAAGCCCGUCUUCACCACCCAGGGGCCCCCGAUAGCCAGCCUGCAGGACAACAACUUCUUGAACGAUGCAGACAUGGUCAUGAGCUUUGUGAAUUUAGUGGAGCAUGAUAAGGAGUUCCUACCAGUGCGGCGGCAUCAUCGAGAGUUCCGGUUCGAUCUGUCACGAAUCCCUGAAGGGGAGGCGGUUACUGCUGCUGAGUUUCGUAUUUAUAAAGACUUCAUCCAUGAACGUUACGAUAAUGAGACCUUCCGUAUCAGCGUCUACCAGGUGUUGGAGGAACACUCUGACAGGGAGUCAGACCUGUUUCUGCUGGACUCGAGGGUGAUCUGGGCAGCAGAGGAGGGCUGGUUGGUAUUUGACGUGACAGCCACCAGUAACCACUGGGUCCUGAACCCCGGCAGAAACUUGGGCCUACAGUUGGCCCUGGAGAGCACAAGUGGAGAGAGUAUCAAUCCUCGUGUGGCAGGUCUGAUUGGUCGCAGUGGGCCUCAGAAUAAACAGCCCUUCAUGGUGGCCUUCUUCAAAGCCACUGAGGUGCACCUGCGAAGCAUCCGCUCAGCGUCAGGGGGGGCCAAACAGCGAAACUCCAACCGAUCCAAAGGGGCGAAGAGCCAAGAGGCACUCAGAGUGGCCAAUGUUGCAGAAAACAGCAGUACUGAUCAGAAGCAGGCGUGUAAGAAGCAUGAGCUCUACGUCAGUUUCCGAGACUUGGGGUGGCAGGACUGGAUCAUCGCUCCAGAAGGGUACGCAGCAUAUUACUGCGAGGGAGAGUGUGCCUUCCCUCUGAACUCCUACAUGAAUGCCACAAACCACGCCAUUGUGCAAACCCUCGUUCAUUUCAUCAACCCAGACACAGUCCCCAAACCUUGCUGUGCUCCCACGCAGCUCCACGCCAUCUCCGUGCUCUACUUUGAUGACAGCUCCAACGUCAUCCUCAAAAAAUACCGCAACAUGGUGGUCAGAGCUUGUGGCUGCCACUAAGGCUGUCGACGUCUUCACACGGACACACGCGUACGCACACACUCACGAGGGCUUCCUCCUUGCUGUCGUUUUGAAAUGUUGAGAAGGGAUUGCAAAAAUGUAGUAUGUGAGUUUUAGGGAUGUUCCGAGAAUUCAGGACAGCUUCCCGUGUGGAAUGAGCUCUUGUUUCAUUUUCAAAGUUUUCCUGAACAUAGCCUUGUUUUGUGUGGCCAAACAUCAAGCUGAACCAAUUUAAGACUCCUCGCCACAAGGGCGCACAUACACACUCACAUUUGUGCUUUCUACUGUGUAUACAAGACAUUUAAAGCAGUGAUUGUACUGUAUAUUCAUUCAGUCCACAAUCUUUUGUUUUUAUCAAGAAUUUUUAUAAUUAUUGUAGUUUUUUUUUUUUUUUUUUUAAACUGUAGAUGCAAUGAUCAGCCACAACAUUAAUACCACCUGCCUACCUAUCGUGUAGGUCCCCCUUUUGCUGCCAAAAUGGGACAUGGACACGACACCUCUGAUGGUGUCUGGCACUAGGACGGAUCCUUUGGGUCCUGUGGCUUGUAGAGACUUUUGACGAUCGUGGGUCUCAGACGCUCAAUUGGAGUGGGAUCUUUAGAGUCUGGAAGUCAGGUCAAUGGCUUGUUCUUUGUUGGAUUCUUUGAGCUUUUCUUGCACCGUUCCUUCAGUGUGCCAGCAAGCGUUGUUGAAGCUGAGAAACGGGGAUGGAAUUUGUAUUUCUUCUGUGUACAAUACUGUGUAAAUAUUUUUUUUUCAGACAAAGCAAGUGUAUUUAUUUCCUGAAAUGUCACUUGGAUUUGUGUUUUGUUUUUUUCCUGUAUGCAAUGCUGCCUGUUUUUUCUCUCUCGUGAUAGUACACUCGAGGAAAUGAAAGGAAAGUUGACAGAAAGCUACUCUGACAUGAGCGCUGAGAGCAAACUCGGUGCACCUCCGUUUGCCUCGUAAACCCGUCCCUGUUUUUAUAGCAACAAAUAACCGAGCUGUCAGAGGGAGCGAGAAGAGGGGAAGCUUUGUAGGAAGUGUCUUGUUCUGUGUGAUCGACAUUUUCAGGUUUAUAUUUCUCUGCUGUAAUACAAUCUUUCAUAUUUAAAAGGUCUAUUUAUUGAGAGCUGGCUAAUCUGUUCAACAGUGGGCUCCAAUGUCUCAACUAUGUUUUACUGCUGAACUGGUACAAUAAACUGGGAGAAAAGCAACAAA
Molecule: messenger RNA, 2811 nt
Organism: Acanthochromis polyacanthus (spiny chromis)
Lineage: Eukaryota; Metazoa; Chordata; Actinopteri; Pomacentridae
Gene: bmp7b
Product: bone morphogenetic protein 7b
Exons: 7
Coding region: 328-1611 (427 amino acids)
Biological process (GO): SMAD protein signal transduction
Cellular component (GO): extracellular region
Molecular function (GO): cytokine activity; growth factor activity
Source: RefSeq, a predicted model, not a curated record